Molecule: messenger RNA, 3619 nt
Organism: Carcharodon carcharias (great white shark)
Lineage: Eukaryota; Metazoa; Chordata; Chondrichthyes; Lamniformes; Lamnidae
Gene: ripor3
Product: RIPOR family member 3
Exons: 24
Coding region: 363-3437 (1024 amino acids)
Source: RefSeq, a predicted model, not a curated record
UCCUGCAGAAAACUUAGGAGAAGUUGUUUGUGUCGGUCUGGAAUGAACGUCAUUUGAUAAUGGUCCCACCCUUUCAUUUGCUUAUUGUAAAUGAUACAAGAUGUACAUCAAGCAUCAAAGUGAACCUGGAAUCCUGCAAGGCCUGCCAAUGGCAGUAAAUGCUGCAAUGAUGGCAAAAACCUCCAUAUCAAAGAAAACAUACUAAAUUCCCAAUAGAAUUACUGACAGUCAUACACACUUUGGGAUUCCAUGGGGGAGAAACGUAUUUGCCUGGUACUGUUUGUAAUGAUUUUCCCCUGGCUUGCUUUGGGUGCAGACAGCACUGUGGGUCACUACUUGUGCAGCCCUCACCAUUAUCUUGAAUGAUAUUAAUGGAGAAUGUGGUGUGGGUCAUGCACGUAGUGGCCCGGGGUGCUAGCUGCCCUCGGGAAAAUCAAGGAAUUGUAUCAAAAUCCUUGGGAAUAAUGUCUGUGAAACUGCACUUUGCUUCUCCUGCUGAUUCUAGUGGGGUCAACCGCAGCCGUUCAUUUGCUGGCUUUGGUUCAUUGCAAAGCAGAAGAACCCAUCUUUCUUCUGGCGGUAGAAGUUCUCCAAGGUUAAGAUUGCUGUCAGUAAAAUCAACAAAGAGGCAUGUCAUUUCACAAAAAAACUCCAGUAGUUUGGAGCCACAGCCUAACCGAGUGGAGAAAAUAUGCAAAUCAUUGCGGAAAGGUCUAAAUGAAUAUCUUGAAGUUCAUCAAAAUGAAUUAGAUUUGCUAACCAUGCAACAGAAAGACAUGAAAAGAAACUCCAGACUGGCUUUUUUAUAUGACCUAGAUAAGCAAAUUAGGACCACUGAGAGAUACAUCAGGAAACUGGAGUUUCACAUUAGCAGGAUAGAAGAACUAUAUGAAUCCUACUUCAUCCAAUGGCGGCUACGGAAUGGCGCAAACAACAUGAAGCAAGCUUACUCUGUGUCUCCUUCUACCAAAGGAUCACGGGAAACAUUGAUAGAGAUCAACAGAAACUACAGGGAAUGUACAGAGGAUAUGUGUGUGAUUGAGAGAACAUUAGAAAUUCUCCUUGGGGAAUUCCACAUCAGAAUGAAAGGUUUGAUUGGUUUUGCUCGUUUAUGCCCAGGUGAUCAUUAUGCGGUGUUGAUUAAGUAUGGCCGACAGAGGUGGAAGUUAAAAGGAAAGAUUGAUGCUGAUGACAGACAAACAUGGGAUGAAGAAGAAAUGGCCUUCCUACCUCACAUCAAUGAAGAUAUUGAAAUAAAGGUAGCUGAAAUGAAAGGGCUGAUGACUGUUUUGGUUGGAACAGUGACCUGCGAAAGUGCGGAUUUCUUCUCUGCACAACCUCAGAUAAUGAUUGUGGAUAUUACUGACUUAGGCACUAUGAAACUUCAGCUGGAAAUCAUGUGGGAUCCAUUUGAUAAUGAUGAAGUUUCAGUAACAUCUGGAUCUAUCACCAAAUUCUCUUUGCCAAGUAGGAAAGGUUCUGUGAAUAACUGGACACCUCCCAGCACCCCGAGCUUCAGGGACAAGUAUUUCUCUCAGCACAUUGGACCAGAGGAUACACUGCCUCUAUUAUGCCAUGAAACAAAAGGAACUUUUAUCUUUAGUCAUUUAGGAAAUGGUUACCACAAUACACAUUUGUCAUCAGUGCCGGAGAAUGAGAAAUUUUACAAUUACGCAAAUAUAGAUAAACAAGGAAACAGUCACUUUACUGAUGACACAUUAGCUGUCCAAGAGUCAUCUAUGGAAUUAUCCCAUAACUUGCAAGGAGCUGUCUCUACGGAAAGGACUGUGCAAUCACCAUAUGUGGAACCAAGAUAUCCAAAUCAAAAAGAAUUUCAAAGAGAUUCAAUACAUGCCAGACAAUUUCAAAGUUGUUCAGCAAUGGCAAAAUCUGCUUUGCAUGUCGGACCACACCAGAGGCUUCAGCAGCCUACUAGGAAAUCUGCUGAAUGGGACUCAACAGGCCACAUCAGGAAUGCGGAUCUUACCAAACCAUUAGGUCCACAGAGAACUAUGACAGUAUUCAAUACACGUAGAAAUAGCACUUCAAUGUCUUCUGGAAAGAAUAUAAGGACAGAUUUUAUUUCAGUAAAUAUAGGAACCAUGCUACAAGAAAUAUUGACUAUUCUAAGGACGGAUCAAAAAAACUAUAAGGAACUUCAAAGCCUAGAGCAACAAGUUCUGCACUUCAGAGAUAUUCUGAAGAGGGAAAUAACAGAUAGCUCAAGUACAUCUACUGUCAGUCUGACUGUUGAAACAGUCUUAGAAAGCUUCAACUUCCUAAAUGCUGAUUCAAGUGAAGAUAAUCUUUCAUGCUCUGGGAGCAUUAGGAUAAAGGAUGAAAGGACUGGUACAUACAGUAAAGGCAAUAUUUGUCAGCAUGAUUUACUGACUAAGAAUGGAGAUUUAGGAAUUAAAGCAACAGGAACCCUUGCCCUGACAUCAGAAGAUGUGUCUCUUGAUCAAGCCCUCUUAACUCACCUGCAACUGUGCAAGAGACUUCUACAGAGAUUUACAUCAACUGGCUGUGCAGCUGUCCUUCAGAAUUGCAUAUUAGAGGAGCUCUCUCAACAGAUCCUGGUGUUGGAGAAUCUAGCUCUCAUUUGUCAUGAGAAGUCAGGGAAUAUUAAAUCAGUGGAAGAAGUCAUUCCAAAAUCAAAGGUGGGGAAAUCAGUCCUGUCGUUCUGGGGCAAAUGUACAGAGACAGACUGUCUUUUAUAUUUAUCAGCUGAGAAGUUCCUGAUGCAAUUAAGAAAUUGUUAUACGCAGAAAGUGGCUGCAAGGUACCCAGGACAGACAGAACGAGUAUUCAGAACACUUUUGUACCAGAUUGUCAGCUGUUGUGAAUUACUGCUGUGUCCUAAUGUCUCAGAGGAAGUGGUGACAGUCUUCCAGUUUUUCAACUAUGUCAAAAAGUACAAUAUUACUCAGCUGGGAACACAUCUGACCAGACUUGCAAAGGAAGUAUUUCUCCCUGAAGCUCUACAAGCAGCACAGAAGAUGAAGACACUGAAAAAGUUAAAAGAAAAGCUAAUCUCUGAGCUACAGCCUCUGCACCAAACCUUGCAGUCAAUCAGUAUUCUUCAAUUAGAUGAGAACCCCAAGGUCACACAAGUUGUAACUUCAUUCCUUCGUAGUGCUUUAGGAAAUAACAUUUUUAGAGUAAAGGCUUUGGCCUACUACACAGAAACCUUGCAAGAAAAAGAUCCACAACUCCAGAGAGCUGCCUGCAUGGCACUUAAACAACUAAAGGCUGUGGAAAGCAUUGAACAGAUUGCCAGCUUGUGCCGCUCUCAAAGAGUGAAUGUGCGUGAUACAGCAAGAGAAGUCCUCCACUCUUUUGGUGAGAAAGGUCAUUUGGCUUUUGAGAAGGUGGACAUGUUAUGGUACGAAGGCAGCAUGAACCGAAACUCAACUACUGAAAUUACCAUUCUCUGAAUUUUUUCAAAACCAACCAUAAUAGGCAGUGUAGAUAAUGUGCUUGUGUUCAAUAAUUUUGCUUAUACCAUGUCUAUAUUGUAUAAAGAUUUGCAGUCAAAAUGCAUCAUUUAUUUUUUCUGUCUCAUACAAGUGGUUAUUUGAUUUGGUGUGCAAUAAAGUGGCGAGAUUUAGAUAACUGA